AUGUCUUUCCGCGUUGUCAUUGUGGGUGGUAGUGUGGCUGGCCUGGCAUUGGCCAACAUGCUUGAAAAGUUCAAUAUCGACUACGUCGUGUUGGAAGCGUAUCCUGAUAUCGCUCCUCAGGUUGGAGCAAGUAUUGGUUUAUUGCCCAACGGUCUCCGCAUCCUGGACCAGCUUGGCUGUUACGAUGCCUAUCGGGCAAAGGCGGAGGACCAAGUUUAUCAGCACGCAUACUUGAGAGAGCCGACCGGCAAGGCGUAUGGCUAUCAGCAUGAUCUUAUGGCUAUGUGGGAGAAGAUGCUCGGGUAUCCGAUGAUAUUCAUCGACAGACAAAUGCUCAUCCAGGUGCUCUACUCAAAUCUAAAUCACAGAGAGAGGGUUCUCACCUCCAAGCGGGUCAUCUCUGUCGACAUCCUGGAAGCUUCUGCUCAAGUUACAACGAAGGAUGGUCAAGUCUUCAGCGGUGACAUUGUCGUCGGAGCUGAUGGUAUUCACAGCACUGUGAGAAAGGAAAUGUGGCGACACGCGCCUCCUGGCUAUUUCCCCCAUGACGAGUAUUCUAGAGUCCCGGCUUCAACUCUUUGCAUCUUUGGAAUUUCUCACCGCCCUGAUGCCUACCCUGGCGCCAGUCAGCACAACACCCUAUCAGAAGGUCACAGUUACUUUGUCAUGGCUGCGCCAGGCAAUAGAGUUUACUGGUUCUUGUUUAUGGAAUUGAAGGAGACGCUUUAUGGGGAGAACAUUCCGAGGUACACCAAAGACGACGAGGCCGAAAUUGUGAAGCAGCAUUUUGACGAUUACAUUCUUGACAAUAUGACCUUCAAAGACUUAUACGACAAGCGUAUUGUAACCACUUUGGCGCCGCUUCAGACUUAUGUGUUUGAGAAGUGGCACUACAAAAGACUUGUAACCAUCGGAGAUUCCGCUCAUAAAGUCGAUCCCGUCACGGGCCAGGGUGGAAAUGGCGCCAUUGAAUCAGGGGCACUUCUAGUCAAUGCCCUUCUCCGAAAGUUAGACACGAGUCCGAAUGGUCUGAACGAGAAGCAGGUGGAAGAAGUAUUCGCAGAGAUACAUACCGGUAGAUUCAAUCGGGCCCAAGAUGUCGUGCAGCAGGGUUACUGGCUUCAGAACGCCUUCACACAACGCUCAACGAUGGGGAAACUCAUUGCGCAAUAUUUCAUGCCAGCUCUUGGGUCUUAUGGAGUCCUUUACAGAGGUGUGGAAUUUUGCUCUCCGGCAACCAGCUUGUCCAGGCUUGAAACCCCUCGACGUCCUCGGGCUGUCCCAUUCGAAGACGAGCUGCCUGCAAAACCAGUGAAAAGUCUCAACCAGCUCAGCAAACUAGCAUCUAUCGCUAUCACUAUGUGCCUAUGUGCUUUGGGCGCUGACCUAUUGCACUUACCCAAGCGCCUUGAUUUAGCCAUUGACGCCUUAUGCUCAAUGAAAAUAUCAACGGCAUCACUCUUACCGGUCAUUACCUUUGUGGUCAAAAUAGCCUCCCUCCUGGCGAUGGCACUAGUUGAGUCCAACCGAGUUGGUAACAAGCUUACUUCAUGGGUCCUAAUUGCCAUAUUUGCCAUUGUCAACAACUUCCUUGGUCCAGGCGCGUUAGGCCCGCUGGCCGCACUGUUUGCCCACUGGUCAUGCGGCCUCAUUGUCGGAAGACACGUGCCAGUUGAAGCUGCAAGAAUGAUCCUACCGAUCGUCAUAAUCGGGUAUAUCCUUCCGGCUACUAUCGCUAUAUCCAGGAUGGAUUCUACCUCAAUCAUGAUCUGGAAGAAUGCCCCCAUCAUCUGCUUCAUGCUUGCAAGAAGUCUUUUGCCGCUUUCGAACCCUUCAGGAUCACAUAUAGCUGAUGACGAAAAGCUCAAGCUUGAUAUUGAAAGGGAAAGGACUCGCAAUAUGUUUACAAAAGCAGAUUUGCCAUAUAUUCGACUUGUCCACUACUCUGCUUUCCUCAUGUCGGCGGCCACUCAACUGAUCAACGUCUAUCAUCAUGGUAGCCUGAUAAGCUUGAUAUUAGCAGGAAAGAAUGCUAGACUAGCGCUUCUGGGGUUUUCUAGGUACGAUGAUCUGGCUUUUACACUUUCGUCGCUGAUGCUCGCGCUCGGAGCUGCGCCCUUGAGCCUGCGCCUGCGUGGGUACAUCACGACAAGUCAGUCUUUUGCAUCUGCCCUUUUAAUCUGUUUGGGACUUCCGAUCGUUGGUCCAACAGCCACGAUCGCGGGUAUGGCCAUUUACCGAGAGUCCGUUCUCGCGGGAUUUGGACAGUAG
Messenger RNA from Clonostachys byssicola, 2271 nucleotides. NCBI's taxonomy places the organism in Eukaryota, Fungi, Ascomycota, Sordariomycetes, Hypocreales, Bionectriaceae. The record is from the annotation of a GenBank genome assembly.